Molecule: messenger RNA, 2874 nt
Organism: Colletes gigas
Lineage: Eukaryota; Metazoa; Arthropoda; Insecta; Hymenoptera; Colletidae
Product: mitogen-activated protein kinase kinase kinase 7-like
Exons: 10
Coding region: 387-2036 (549 amino acids)
Biological process (GO): JNK cascade; positive regulation of canonical NF-kappaB signal transduction; protein phosphorylation
Molecular function (GO): MAP kinase kinase kinase activity; magnesium ion binding; ATP binding
Source: RefSeq, a predicted model, not a curated record
UACUAUUAUAAAAUAUAUAUUAUACAUAGUUACAAAUUCCAUUUAAAAGUAUAUCAAGCAUCAAGAAGCAAGCUUAUAAUUGAAUAAUAUUUUAUCUAUUCAGAAAAUCUCUUAGCAUAGCAACCACACAUUAUAGUACAUAGAAAAGUUAAUACGUACUUUCAUCAUGUUCUCCAUGUUUAACGAUGGAUCGUGUUUCAACGUAUCGAUGUAUCGAACUAGAAACAUUUAUCGAUGCAUCCUUUCACUAAACAUGCAUUCUAAAUGUUAAUAAAAUGGAAAAUAUUGAAAGAGCUUGAGCUUGAAGUUUGAAUAAACAUUUAAACGUGACAGUUUGCCCAGUAAUUAAAUGUACCCUGAAACUAAUGUGAUGUCGACUGUAUGUGAUGGCGGGUAAACAGUUAGUAAGCCAUCAGCAGCAGUUUGUUGAAGAAAUUAACUACGAUGAAAUUCAAACCGAGCAGGUAGUAGGAAAAGGUUCUUUUGGAGUAGUGUGGAAAGGAAAAUGGAGAGGACAAUAUGUUGCUGUAAAAUACAUAAAUUCAGAAGGUGAAAGAAAGGCCUUUACAGUAGAAGUGAGACAACUAUCAAGGGUUAUGCAUCCUAACAUUGUUAAACUCUAUGGCGCUUGCACAAAAAAUCCAGUUUGUCUUGUUAUGGAAUAUGCAGAAGGGGGUUCCUUAUACAAUGUUUUACACUGUAAUCCUCAGCCGCGGUAUACUGCAGGUCAUGCAAUGAGUUGGGCUCUACAAUGCGCACGGGGUGUUGCAUAUCUUCAUAAUAUGAAACCAAAACCUCUGAUACAUAGAGACUUAAAGCCACCAAAUCUGUUAUUGGUAAUGGGUGGACAAACUCUUAAAAUUUGUGAUUUUGGUACAGCUUGUGAUUUAAAUACAUACAUGACUAAUAAUAAAGGUUCUGCUGCUUGGAUGGCUCCAGAAGUAUUUGAGGGUUCUAGGUAUACAGAAAAAUGUGAUGUAUUUAGUUGGGGUGUUAUUCUAUGGGAGCUAUUGUCCAGAAAAAAACCAUUUGAUGAAAUUGGUGGUUCAGCAUAUAGAAUAAUGUGGGCAGUGCAUGUGGGACAAAGACCUCCUUUAAUUGAAGGAUGCCCAAAACCAAUCGAAGAUCUCAUGACCAGGUGUUGGCACAAAUCUCCUGAAGAAAGACCAUCAAUGGACGAAGUUGUAGAAAUAAUGACAACCUUGUCACAGUUUUUUAGUGAUCAUUUGGAACCUGUUGAAUAUUCUCUAAGUGCCGAAUCAGAGGAAAUUAGUGACAACCAUGUUUUGAAAGAUGACACCUUAGAUGUGACUAGUACUUUGGACUCUCAAGUAAACGGAUAUGCUGCUAAUGGUACUAUCAGAGUUAGUGUACCUGUUUCCAAAGAAAAGUCGGAAAUUCCAAAUGGAAGAGAUAGUUCAUCCACUCCCUUCUACGAUUUCAGGAAUGUUUCUUGUAAAAAUAAUAAUUCAUUAGACAAUACAACCCAUAAAAAGUUGCAGAACAAAAAUUUUGCACCACUACAUAUUGAUUGCGAUCCGAAUGCUUGGGAAUUGCCAAGUUCUGAUCCACCGUUAGUCUCUCCCGUAUUGAAAGCAAAAAAUACUGCGCAAAGUAAUAGUACAACUAACGAAGAUCUAGAUAAUGUGUACCGUCUGCUGGAUGCAGAUUUAAGGCCAUUAACACCAGAUCAAACUUGUGAAAGAUCAAAAGAAAUCUUUGAAGAGCACAAACAACUAGCACAAGAGUAUUUGAAAGUUCAAACGGAAAUAGCUCUUUUGGGGCAACAUAAAAACGAAAUACUUAAAAAUUUAACUAUAGACAGUUUAAGGCAACAGGAGGAACUUAGAAAACUUGAAGAUGAAAAAGAAUCUUUGAUAAAGCUGUAUCGAAAUCUAAAACGACAAUUGGAGAUAAUGAAGAAUCAGAGAAUAAAUAGUGCCCUUUUAAAUAACACUCAAAUGGUGGGUCCUGCAGUUUCAGGAAACAAUGGAUGGUUUGUGGUACCUUGUCAAGAUCCUUCAAGGCACUCCUGAAUAUUAGGAAUAUCCAGAUAAAAUAAAUAAGUUUGUUUUUAUUACUACGUCUAUAAAAAAGAAGUUUUUAUCGUCUUUUAACUUUAACGAAAAAUGAGCAAUUUUCUGUGAAAGUGACGAGAAUACAUUGCAAAAACGAUUCAGAAAAUCAACGUUUGAAAAAGUAUUUAUUACGCCAUAGGAUAAAUUAUUCAAAAUGUUAUAAUUAAAUGUUAGAUCUUUUUUUUUUUGCAUUUGAUUGAAACUUCUGUUAAGUUUCCCACAGAUUUUAAUCCUUUGCGGACGGUGUCAGCAUAUACCGAAUAACAUAUUUUUAUUGUUUCGGACGUGCAUCAGGAAGUUCUUUAGAAAUCCACUAUCAUAACUUGAUAAAUAUUGAUUUCAUAAAUACGUAUGUAACAGUUCGUUACAUUAAAAUAAAACUUAUACAUUGGAUAAAGUAAUUUUUAGAUAUACGUUAGUUUUCUGCGCUUCCCUAAUGUUCGUGAUCUGAAAUGUCCGUCCGUAAAGAGUUAAAAAUGUUUACGGAGAAUUUUAAGCUUUUUGACUAAAAAGUUGUGGGUCUGUAGAAAGAAUAACUUUUACUAUUUUGUCUGCUUUUGUCGUAACUAUUUCGACUAAAAAGAUUGUUUCAGGUCAGUGUCAUACAAGCGUUAUGCUAAUGCAUCUUGAAGCGAUGCAGAAAAUCUCUUCUCUUAGUUUUGGACACAAUUUUUCGUUUAUGUCGUGUAUUAGAACAUUGGUUUUAAAAAGAUAUAAGUUGCUGGAAUCGCGAAUUGCUAUGUUAUACUGCUUAAAAUAUAGAGAAAAUAUUCAUAUUAUCAUUUUAAAAACAUUU